ACCACUGGGCAUAAUAAAGAACAACAAAAUAUUAUAUCAGAUAAUGAUAUAUCAAUUGAUAAUCAGCCCAGUGGUUUACAAGAACAACAACAACGUAUUGCCAAUCGUACACAUGAUUGUGAAGGUGCUAAUUGUAUUUGUCAACGUUAUGAAAAUGGUGAAAUUGCUGUUAUUGUACGUAAUCGUAAUUUAUUAAUAAAUAAUGAUAAUAAUUAUCAACAAAAUAUACGUCAACAUAAUAGAAUAUAUCAAAAUAAUAGACAAGCAAAUUUAAAUCCAAAUUAUCAAAAUCCAAUUGAUAUUGUUAGAAAUUUUAAUCGUACACGUCGUUUACAUGAACCAGAAGAAAAUAUUUAUGAAAGAUUAGAUAAUUUUGAUGAAGCUGAUCGUGAUGUUGUUGAUAGAAAUUUACAAAUUAAACAACAACAACAACAACAACAACAACAACAACAACAACAGCAUCAACCACAAAAUAAUGGUGAUCAUACUUAUGAAAGAGUUGAUAAUCGUCCAUGGAUACGUGGUAAUAAUAAUUCACGUAAUAAUCAUCCUAAUAAUUAUCAAUCAGCAACAUCAUCAGCAUCAGCAGCAUUAUUAACAUUUGAAAGAAAUCGUGAUAUUUACAUGACAAGUCAAGCAUGUCUUGGUCGUUUUAAUAAUUUAUCACGUAAUUGUUUUUCAACAGAUAAUGUUGCAUUAAAUCAACUUGGAAAUAAUUGUAUGUGUCAAUUUUGUACAAGAUUACCAUUUUUACGUUAUCAUAUAUGUCAACAGUGUAAUGGUUUUGGUAAUACAAAUAAUAUAUCUGGUAGACAUUAUAUUUAUCAAGUAGCACGUAAUUGUCGUUGUUCUUAUUGUCGUGGUGAAUAUUUUUAUGGUAGAUUACCAAUAAAUAGACUUGUUGAUACAUUACGUCAAUGUCAAUGUAGAAAUACAAAUAAUUGUCAUUGUCGUAGAUUAAUAACAUCAUCAAAUUCAGCAAUAUAUGUUGGUAGAAUUGAUAGAAUUGCAUUAUCACAAUCUGUUAAUAAUCCAUUGUAUGCUAAUCCAACAAUUUACGUUGGAAGAUUUGAAAGAAAUAAUAGUAAUCAAGAUGAUUCUGUAAAUGAACAAAAUCAAGAGCCAUCAAAUUCAUCAUCAUCAUCUGCUUCAUCAUCACCACCUUCAUCACAAGCUGGUAAUUCAUCAAUUGAACAGCCACAACCAAGUACAUCUGGUGAACAGAGAAUUUUAAAUCAAGCUGGAACAUCAAAUGUUGCUGUUUGUACAAUUAAUAAUACAACUGAAAGACAACAUGUUUGUGAUGAUUCAUGUAUUAGAAAUCAUCCAGGUAUUUGUAGAUUUAUUGAAAGAUCAGAAAGACCAGAAUGUCAAGCACGUGGUAUACCAUAUCAUUGGUGGUUUGUCAAUCGUUGGUUACCACUUUGGGGAUCACAAGAUAGAAAUACUGAAUCAUCAGUACAACAAAAAGUUGAAGAACCAAGAGAACCACAAGGAAGUGACAGUGAUGAUCUUUUUGAUCAAGGAAAAUAUAUAAAUAAAAAGCUAGAUAUGUCACUGGGUAAUUUUAGUUUGCCUUUUCAAUUGGCAACACCAUCGCCUUAUCUUUACACACCCAAUGAUCCGUUACGUUUACGUUUGAAUGCUGUUGUUCCAUCAUCUGUAAAUUUUCAAGAUGAACGUCGUUAUCAAAAUGAGCCAUAUAUACCACCAGCUGCUUAUCAACAACAAAAAAAUAAUCAACAAAGCAAUCAACAAAAAUAUUAUAAACAAAAUUAUCAAUCACAAAAUCAACAACAACAUAAUUAUGAUACAAGAAAUGUAGAUAAACAAAAUAAUCAAUAUGUUGAGUAUCAACAAAAUUAUCAAACAACACAAACUAAAAGUUCAGAUAUUAGUUUAUUGCAACAAGAAAUUCUUCAGCCACCACCACUACCAUCUUCAUCAUCAUCAUCAAUUGAAAAUACAAAUUAUCAAGAAAAUCAAAAUUCUAGAAUAAUUCAAAAUCAACAAUUGCCAUUAAAUGAAAAUGAAAAUUCUUAUCCUGAAAGACCAGAAGGAUUUACGAGGGUUAAUGGUGGAUCAUUUGGUAAUUCAAAUGCUAAAACAUCAGUACAUGCUGUAUUGGAUUAUGAUGACGAUGGUGAUGAUAAUGUUGAUGAUUACUAUGACGAAAAUAUACCACAUGAUGCAAGAGUAACACCAAUUCAAGGACCAAUUUAUCUAAAAAAUGGAUCAGUACCUGUUGUUCCACUCUACUCAUAUCCACAAUUACAAAAUGGUUCUUUUGUACAAAUACCGAUAUUAUGGACAGCAUUGUCAGUAGCACUUGGAGCUGAAUUAAGAGGUGAUUUAGUACGUGGUACACCGUGUAUAAAAAAAAAUCAUCAAUUAUUUUGUCCAACUGCUGGAAAUAAAUAUCCCACAGAUCGAAUUGAACAAUUUAUUGAUGAAAAUAAAGCACUGAUGAAAAGAAUGUAUGGUGAUUUCGAAAUGAAUGGAGAAUAUGGUCCUGAAACAAGUUCCUCACCUCGUAGAAGAAAAAAAAGAUCAGAUGAUUUGCCAGAUGGAGGUCCAAAUUUCAAGGAUCAAAGUCAAUCAAGACCUCGUGUUAUUCAGGGUGGUGAUUCAUAUUUCGAUAAAAUUAGAAAUCCACGACAAUCAUUUACAAAUAAUCGCAGUAGUGAUAGUGGCAGAAUUGAUGCUUGUGAAUCAAAAAUUGAAAUAGUAACACCAUAUUGGGCAAGUAACAGUGCUGGUAAAAUACGAGCAAUUGUAAAUACCCAACAUUUUGAACAAGCAAUUCAUCAAGAAGUUUGUUCAAAAACACAAACAAAUCGUUGUAUUGGUGAUUGUGGAUGUGAACAAAAAUAUAAAUGGCACAGAUUACUUGCAUAUGAUCCUGAUAAUGAUUGCAAAGGUAUAUUUAUGGACUGGUUUUUAUUUCCUUCAUGUUGUGUUUGUCGUUGUGAUCCUCGUGGUAAAUUUCCUGGCACAACGACCAGUACAAAUACCAAUCAACGAGGAUAAUUACAAUUAUAUAUUUGUUAUUAUUUCAUUUUAAUUAACUGGUAUAAUUAUUUUUAUGUGGUUUUUUAAUCCCACCAAUUAAAGCUUAUAAUUAUACAUUUGUAAUUUUUAUAUUUUUUAUUAUUUUUUUGUUUAAUUUGAUUUAUUAGUUUGUUUUUUUUUUUUUAAGUAAACACUGUGUUUUAUUUGUGAUCUUGAAAAUGACAUUUGUGAUUUUUUG
Aphidius gifuensis is the source of this 3250-nucleotide messenger RNA. It is a transcript of the gene spz3, whose product is annotated as myb-like protein P. Gene Ontology annotation, biological process: regulation of Toll signaling pathway; central nervous system formation; innate immune response. Lineage: Eukaryota; Metazoa; Arthropoda; Insecta; Hymenoptera; Braconidae. Gene Ontology annotation, cellular component: extracellular region. The transcript is spliced from 7 exons. The annotation marks the transcript as partial. The record is from RefSeq and is a predicted model, not a curated record. Gene Ontology annotation, molecular function: growth factor activity; Toll binding.